Molecule: messenger RNA, 2535 nt
Organism: Microplitis demolitor
Lineage: Eukaryota; Metazoa; Arthropoda; Insecta; Hymenoptera; Braconidae
Exons: 12
Coding region: 1401-2426 (341 amino acids)
Source: RefSeq, a predicted model, not a curated record
AUAAUAAUGUUGAAAACAACAAUGACUAGAAAAUGGCGUCAACGAGUACUAAAGUGGUUGUACAGGGCCGGCAAAAUAUCCAAGCUUUUUUUUUGCAUUUAUUUAGUAUCAUGUAUAAGUAGAGUAAUUUGACUGCUUAAGGGUUAGUUUGGAGCGGCACACAUUAAACCACCUGGUGCACAUUUACAUAAUUCCAGUACAAAUUCAACAAAUAAUUCAAAUCAGUAUAAAUUAUUCAGUAUGCUAUUUAAUCCUAAUGCUUUUUUAAAACUUCAAAUAAUAGCAAUAGAAAAAGUUCCAAUAUUAACAAAAUCUGAAAAAUUAUAACACAAACAAAGUCUUGUGUUUGAUUAUAAUUUAAACGGUUCAUUGGGACACUCGUUAGCAUCAACGGUAUCAUCAAUUCCAAGUAGUUCAUUUUACCCAAAUGAUACUGUUGAAUCAGUAGUAGGUAACGCAUUAUACCAAUUGCAUUUAAACAACCAAUUAUGUCUAGUAGACUCAAUGCACCGAGACUCCAGCUCUCCAAAAUGCAAUUCAAUAUCUUCUGGUCUCGCGAGCUCUGGAUUACUCGGUAGUUCUGCGCCAGUUAAUAUUCCCGGUAUGGCUGAGCGCUCGGUUUUAUCUAAUUUUUCAUCUUCUACGUCCAGUCCACUGCAGCAUUUACAAUCCACUAGAUAUUCAACUGGAUCAAGAUUUUCCCAUCAAGAUCCAAUUGAAUCUCCGAUAUCAGUUUUAAGUCAUUCAGUAUCAGAUCUAUUUUUUAAUCACAUAUCUCAAUUAAGUAGCUCGACAUAAAAAACCAUCGGUUUCAAUAGUAGUCUAUUUAAUUUUGCAAAUCAAUUAUCGCCAUCGCGCACACAACCAUUAGGAGCAUCUCCACUUGAUAAUGCAUUUUCAAUAAGCCCUAGUAAUUCUGGAUCACUGUCAGAGCUCAUUCUCAUUGCCUGUGCGUAUUAAAAAAAACUAAGGAUGGCAUCCAAGUUGAUGAAGCCCGUCAUAAUCAUACUCCACCUCAGACACUACAAAGACGGCAAUUUAUUAAAGAUUUAAAAACUGCUGCAUCUUCCAGCAAUCGUCGAGCAAGUGAUAUCAUUAAUAAUGUUUAUCGUCAAUCUGAUCCAUCGGUCAAAGAAAUAAAUGCUUCUCGCAAUAUUCUUAACAAUCAUAGGCGAGGGGUGGUGCCUAAACCACCUGAAUCAAUUGACUUAUUAUCCCUAACUAUUGACAACUACAAGUGUAUCGAAGACUGCUACCAAGGGUAUUAUGUCACUGAUAAUGGUUCAGUCGCUUUUUUUUUUUCAAAUAAAUUUUUGUUGAAGAAAAUAAGUAGAUCAUCAGAAAUUAAUGUGGCUGUUUCAUACAAGUCAUUUCCAGAAACUCCAUCGAUUUCCCAACUUAUGUCGUUUCAUUUAAAGAAAAAUGAUAAGAGUAUUCCAGGAUUAUUUGUAAUUUGUAGCUCGAACUCAUAUGAGUUAUAUUCUGAUAUCUGGACUUUUAUUUGUGGAAAAAUUCCGAACAUCAAGAACUGUCUAAAAACUAUAUUUUGUGAUUACGAAAAUGAUCUCGUUCGUGCAACCAGAGAUAUAUUUCCUUCUUUGGAAAUUAGGGGAUCAUGGUUCCAUUUCAUCAGACUAUGGACCAGGAAAUGGAGAAGCUUGGAUUUGCCAUUUGAUUCAAUCCAUCCAAUUUUAAAAUUGUGUUGGGUUCUCCCUCUACUUCCUGUGGAUAAAUUCAAAAGUGCGUUUGAUACCAUGUUGUCAUUGGCUGGAACAGAUGAAACAAAUAGUGUCAAUUUAACAAUGUUUGUUACAAAUUUAAAAGUAUGGUGUGAACCUUUAGCACAUAUGCUGUCAUUUACUAAUGAUGCCGAUGAAAAUGAUAUUAAUAUAUCAGAAGAUUUUAUUAGAAAAAUUGAGAAUCAUCUCGGUUACAAACCCAAAUUACAUCGUUAUUUUGAUAAUAUUGCUAAAGUUAUUGAAACUUCGACUGAAGAAUGGAAAAUUAAAGAUACUAAAAAAAUUCCCCGCAAAGCAUUCCAAAUUCGGAUCGAUAACACAAUAAGAUCGUUUCAAAAUUUAUUAGUUAAGGAUAAAAUUACUAUAAAUGAAUUUGUGAUUAAUAUUUUUAAAGACAAGGCUUUUGUUGGAGAAAUCAAACAUCAACUUUCACAUGUUCAAUAUAAAUUGGAUAAUGGUGUAUUAGAGCACGUACCUGAUUACCGGAUUUUUAUGAGCAAUCCUAGUUUAGCUGUUACCGAGGAUGAAAAUACAUCAAGCAUUAAUGAAGACAGUUCUAAUGAAGAAAAUUCUAAUGAAGAAAGUUGUAAUGAGGAAAGAUCUGAUGGCGAAAGUUCUAACGACGAAAGUUCUGAUAGCGAAAAUUCUGAAGAAGAAAAUAGCAGAACAAGUAGUGAAGAGAACUAACCAAAAAUGCAGAUAAAUAUUACUUAUUAUUUAACAAAUAGUGCUUAUUAUUUAUAUUAUACGGCGAUAUUUUAUAUUAUAUAUUCGAUAAUAAAUUUAUUGAAAGUAA